This is a messenger RNA of Tympanuchus pallidicinctus (lesser prairie-chicken), 2977 nucleotides long. It is a transcript of the gene PBLD, whose product is annotated as phenazine biosynthesis like protein domain containing. NCBI's taxonomy places the organism in Eukaryota, Metazoa, Chordata, Aves, Galliformes, Phasianidae. Gene Ontology annotation, cellular component: cytoplasm. The record is from RefSeq and is a predicted model, not a curated record. The coding region runs from base 25 to 891 and encodes 288 amino acids. Gene Ontology annotation, biological process: biosynthetic process. Gene Ontology annotation, molecular function: isomerase activity. The transcript is spliced from 9 exons.
GCAAAGGCCGGGAGCGCUGCGGCGAUGCAGGUCCCCCUUUUCACGGUUGAUGCCUUUACAAACCGGCCGUUUUGUGGAAACCCCGCGGCAGUUUGUCUGCUCGAAAAUGACUUGGAUGAAAAUUUGCACCAAAGAAUUGCGACAGAAAUGAACCUUUCCGAAACUGCCUUCAUCAGAAAACUGCACCCUACGGAUGACUUUACCAAAAGUUCCCGCUUUGGACUCCGAUGGUUCACCCCGGCCAAUGAAGUUCCUCUCUGUGGUCAUGCUACACUUGCCUCAGCUGCUGUUUUAUUUCACAUAAAAAAAAACCCAAACUCAGUUCUUACUUUUGUGACUCUGAGUGGGGAAUUGAAAACAAGACAAGAGAAAGACCAUAUUGUGCUGGACUUACCGCUUUACUCAACCUACCCACAGGAACUUCGGGAAGUAGAAGAAUUAAUAAAGGCUGCCACUGGUGACAUGAUUGUUCAAGAUCUCCGUUAUUCUCCUGACACAAAGAAACUCCUGGUCCGUCUCAGUGAUGCUUAUGAAAGGUCUGUGCUGGAAGAACUACAAGUGGGUGCACAACGUUUUCUGUCAGCUGAAAAAACUGGGAAAGUGAAAGGACUCAUACUCACUCUGAAGGGAAAGCCCAAUGGAAACGACAAAGGCCAUGAUUUUUACUCCAGAUAUUUUGCACCUUGGUACGGCGUGCUGGAAGACCCUGUUACAGGAUCUGCCCAUGCUGUUCUAAGCAGCUACUGGUCAGAGCAGCUGGGAAAGAAAGAAAUGCUUGCUUUUCAAUGUUCUCGACGUGGAGGAGAGUUGAAGAUUUCACUUCAUGAUAAUGGAAGAGUUGAAAUUGCAGGGCAAUUUGCUAUUGUAUUGAAAGGAAACUUGACUUUAUGAAGAAACUGACACUAACAGUAUCAUGUAUCACACCUUUAUAUUACUCAUAUUGUGUUGAUUGUAUCUUAGUUUUAGGCAGAGCGCUACCACUGUCCUCUAAAAUCUUUGAUUACUUAUUGUCCAUUUUUAAAAAUUGCUUGAAAACGUUCACUUUUAAUCUUGAAGAUCCCUGGUAUCAUUUCCUUCACUUUCAUGUCAGGAUUUCAUCUGUAAACUGAUCUCAGAAAUUGUCCAAGGACAUCCCUCUUAUUUUUCUGCUCUUAAAUAAUUCUUUUUUUCUUUUUUCCUUUUUUUUUCCCCAGUUUCCACAUUAAAAGUCACUUGACCUUCUGGAUUGAUUUAUAAACUUCUUUAUGUGACAAAACAAUCAAACUGACUAUAGUCAGCUUCCUUUCUCUGCCACAUAUUGAAAUGAUUCUUCUGUUCAUUAAUUUACUUGAAUUAAAACAUGAAGAAAAUACAAAAGGUUUGGAAAUAGAGCUUUUUUUUAUGAACAGUCCUUUUCAUGGGUAAAUGUAAUUGCUGUGACUUACAGUUCUGCUUAUUCAACACUUCACAUUUAUAAUAAAUUUAAGAGAUUGGCAUAGUGAUACCCUGAAGACUGUUAAAAAAUGGAAAAAAAGAAAAUGUUAUUGGUUACUGUAAUGUCACUUACUUUUGAAGGACUGAGGAUUUACUCAUAAAUUAAAAGUUUGUUCUCUAAUAUUCUUCAGUGAGCAUGCUGAUUCAGAUGUCACUUUUUCCUUUACUGUUCUUAUCUUUUUCUGGGUUUAUUAGGAAUACCUGAAGUAACUGAGUUACUCCAGCUGAAGUUCUGUUUUCCCUUUCAGAUCACCUUUUUCCUAAACUUUGAAUUAAUUCCUUAAUAGAGUCCAAUCCCCUGCUGAAGCAGGUUCCCUACAGUGUGUUGCACAGGAAAGCAUCCAUGUGGGUUUUGAUUAUCUCCACAGAAGGAGACUCCACAACCUCUCUGGGCAGCCUGUUCCAGUGCUCUGUCAUCCUCAUAGUAAGGAAGAUCUUUGUUGUGUUCAGAUGGAGCUUCCCGCGUUCCAGUUUGUGCCCAUUGCCCCUUGUCCUGUAGCUGGGCGUUGCUGAAAAUAAUCACAGAAUCACCAAGGUUGGAAAAGACCUUCAAGAUCAUGCAGGCCAACCAUCCACCUACCACCAGUAGUGCUCACUAAACCCUUUCCCUCAACACAAAAUCCAAACGUUCCUUGAACACCUCCAGGGUUGGUGACUCCACCACCUCCCUGGGCAGCCCAUUCCAGUGCCUGAAAAUAAUGUGCUGUGAAUUCAAAGGCAUUGUCACAGUGUGGGAACAGCUGAAUCUUAUAUACAAUCCUUUAUAAAUGCUGAAGAACUUAGUUGUGACAAAUUAUUGUAGUUACAGAUAUUUUGAAUUUCAACACUUUUAACUCACUGAAGCCCAAGUAUCUGGGGGCAAAUAACAGAGUGAAAAUCCUAGGAUUUAUUUAAAAUAUAAGUUCCUUGUUAUUGUGACUGCACAGAACUUACUGAGUAUGUGAUUUAAAUGCCACAAAGCUUGAGAACUAGGUGGCAAGCAAAUCAACACAUUGAAAUGCAUGUCUUCCUGUAUUAAGGCUUGCUGAAGUUCAGGGACCUGAUAUACAAUUUAUAAACGUGGAGUCAUUGUAGGCAAGGCACUGCAAUGGAGACAGCUCAACAGCAGUGUCGCAGUGGCAUGUUUUGCAGUCACCUUGAUCUUGUCUUCUCAUAAAGCAAAUCACCACUUUCCAUUUAGUGCCUUAAACCUCCUUGAGCCCUCCUGCAAGCUUGUUUUGCUGCAUUUGCUCCUUUAGUCUGGUUUAUAAAAGUGUGAGUCUAGUCCAUUGUCUGAGAUGCUUUCAAAAAAAACAACAACCCACCUCUUUAAGAAUAUAAAUGAUCUAAAACAGCAAUUAUUGUUCAUCUGUUGACAUUUAACAAAUAGUACUUUUUUUCUUUCUUUCUUUUUUUUUUUUUUAUUUUCCCAGGGGGUGCUAAUAAUGAACAAAGGCUGGAAAAUUUUAUAUAUCUCUGCUAUCUAAAUUUCCUGACUAAAUGAAUAAACUUGCUGCUUGAUGCA